This is a messenger RNA of Medicago truncatula (barrel medic), 1056 nucleotides long. RefSeq lists its product as uncharacterized. The transcript has a single exon. The coding region runs from base 49 to 732 and encodes 227 amino acids. Gene Ontology annotation, biological process: defense response to other organism. NCBI's taxonomy places the organism in Eukaryota, Viridiplantae, Streptophyta, Magnoliopsida, Fabales, Fabaceae. The record is from RefSeq and is a predicted model, not a curated record.
AUAUAUGAAAGUUGCAAAUAAACCAAAACAAAGUCACACAUAAAAAAAAUGGCUCAUACACAGAGAGAGCAAUUCAAACCUAUAGCACCAAAUUUCAUAUCAUUAACAACUCACUUUAGCAGCCCAAGUGCAGAUAAUCAACAGCAACACUUAUCUGAACGCAAAACAAAACGCAUAAAAAAGUUUGUCGUAUGGUGUGGAUGCAUCACUGCAAUUCUUUUGUUACUUAUUGUCAUAGUCAUAAUCCUAGCUUUUACUGUCUACAAUGUAAAAGAACCUGAAGUUAGAAUGAAUGGUGUUUUCCUUAUAAGUGGAAGUUUCAACGGUAGCAACGCUUCGAAUAACGUUACAAUUCAUGCUGAUAUGUCCGUGAAGAAUACAAAUUCAUUCACUUUCAGGUAUGGAGCAGUAAACACCACUGUUUUCUAUAAUGGAAUUGAUAUUGGAGGAGGAAUACAACCACCAGGAAAAGCUAAGGCGCAAAGAACGGCGAGGUUCAACGUGACUUUGGUUAUUAACGCGAAAAAGCUUGUGGACAAUCAAGACUGGAUUAUUGAUAUUAGAGAUCAAGCUUUAAAUUUCAGCACCUAUACGAGGAUCAAUGGAAAAGUAAAAAUAUUGAACAUGUUCAAGAGGUCAAUUAAGGUUGAGUUGAAUUGUACUAGUACAUACAAUAUCCCAACAGAAUCAAUCACACGAGGUGAUAAUUGUAUUGGAUUCGUUAAUAUUUAGGUUUCAUUUUUAAGGAUUCAAUUCUGGUAAUUAGUAUUUGUGAGACCUUUUACUAUGGUAUUUUUGUAGAUAUAUAUUGUACCAAAAAGACCACCUCUCUAUAGAAACUUUUCUACUUUCCCAUGUUAAAUCCCACCCCUCUAUAUAGGUUGUUUUUCUCAAAUACUUAAAGUUAGAAAUGUUUCAUCUACAUUGAAGAAAAGGAAAGAAAAUCACACUUUUAGAUUGUGGAACGUACCACACUACCAUGAUUUUUCAAUUCGCCAAACACACGUUUGGUCUCCUAUUAAAAGUGGUUUUAUAAAAAAACAUGAAUUUGAAUUU